Nelumbo nucifera (sacred lotus) is the source of this 709-nucleotide messenger RNA. Its product is annotated as NADH dehydrogenase [ubiquinone] 1 beta subcomplex subunit 8, mitochondrial-like. The record is from RefSeq and is a predicted model, not a curated record. NCBI's taxonomy places the organism in Eukaryota, Viridiplantae, Streptophyta, Magnoliopsida, Proteales, Nelumbonaceae.
ACUCUGGUUUUCGUCCUUUUGGUGGAAAUUGGAAAAGCUCGCGCGCUGAUCGAAGAUGUCAGGAAGAUUGAGCAAUGUAGCGUCUCGAAUCAUGGGCGGCAACGGCGUUGUUGGUCGAUCCGUCGCUUCCUCUCUUCGCCUCCGCUCCGGCAUGGGUCUCCCCGUUGGCAAACACAUUGUCCCUGAAAAACCGCUCCCCGUAAACGAUGAGCUGGUUUGGGACAACGGGACUCCAUUUCCGGAACCCUGUUUGGACCGGAUCGCAGAUACAGUUGGAAAGUAUGAAGCAUUGGCUUGGUUGUGUGGAGGGUUGGGGUUCUUUGCGUCUCUCGGGCUAUUAGCUGUCUGGAAUGACAAGGCCUCCRAGAUACCAUUCAUGCACCAUUCAGUGAUUUAAAAGGCCAAGGCGUAGCCCCUUUUAGAAGACACCAAAAGUAUAUCCAUAUGACAAUCUGCGAGUGGAGCUGGGGGGAGAGCCAUAGGUAGCUUGGUUGAUUGUUUCUCCAAGUGUUAUUACUUAUUAGAUCAGUAGUGCACCUCAUGUAUUUUUCCUUUUGUUUACUGUGUUUCUCUGUUUGAACAAUUUUAACAAAUGGAAAUAAUGCAUUUCUUGUCAUUGAAUUUGAAAUACCAUUUUUAGUAAUUGAAGGAACACAUAUUGGCUGUUGCUGCACUCACUUGCAGCAUGAUGUUGGAAUGGGUUGUUAUC